Molecule: messenger RNA, 3173 nt
Organism: Austrofundulus limnaeus
Lineage: Eukaryota; Metazoa; Chordata; Actinopteri; Cyprinodontiformes; Rivulidae
Gene: smarcc1b
Product: SWI/SNF related BAF chromatin remodeling complex subunit C1b
Biological process (GO): cell projection morphogenesis
Cellular component (GO): synapse
Molecular function (GO): protein binding
Source: RefSeq, a predicted model, not a curated record
CUCGCGAGAGAAGACGAGACGAGAAUGCAAACACUAGCUAUAGCGCUAGCUAGUUUUGUUCUUCGCGUUUGAAAUUUAUUCUCGUUUUUUAUGGUCACGAUGUCUGGCGGAGCAGACUUCGGGUUUCCAGGGACAAGCCAAGCCAGCUCGGGGACGUUUGCGCACCGGAAAAAAGACGGCAGCCCGUCCGCUAGGUUCUGGGAGAGUGUCGACACUUUAGCCCAGCUGGAGCUGGUGCGACAGUGGCUUGGGAAGCAUUACAAAAAGUAUUUGUUGGUGGAUGCCCCAUCUUGCCAGGCUCUGGCUGCACUUACCUUGCAACUUCUUCAGUUUCAAGAAGAUGUCUUUGGCAGACAUGCUAACAAUCCUGCACUUACAAAACUACCUGCACACUGCUUUAUGGACUUGCGACCAGGCGGUGGACUCUGCCACGUCCUCGGGACUGCUUACAAGUUCAAGGUUGAGCAGGGCUGGCGAAGAUUUGACUUACAGAAUCCUUCGAGAACUGAGAGGAAUGUGGAGAUGUUUAGUGCAAUUGAAAAAACUCUGCUCCAGAACAAUAUCAUGCCUCUGCCUGUAGUAUAUCUCGACUCGACUGUUGAUCCUGAGCUGUUCAGCAGACUAACUGGCAUCAUCAUCAAACACAAGGGUGCCGUCACCGAGGACAGAACAGUUGCCACUCAUCAUGUCUACGUCGCACUUGCUUCUUCAGAGGAUGAGUGGAUGCGCCCUGUUUUGCAAAAAGACAAGCACGUCCUGGUACACUGGGGAAUGCACCCUGACAGUUAUGACAGCUGGUUGUCCUCGAGUGAUGUCGAAGGAGAGAUUGAAGAAUUGCCACACACAGAAAAACCGUGGAGGGUUCAUGCUGGUUGGGUUCUAGACACAGACGUCUUUAAUGAGUGGAUGAAUGAAGAAGACUAUUGUGUGAAUGAGAGGAACGUGCCCGUCAUCCUCCGCCGACGAAUUCAGCUCCACGAAGAACUGGACCCAAAGUCCACACCUGCCAAAAAAAGAAGACACUCUCCUUCUCCUUCCACAGAAGGCAGAAAGAAAGGAAAGAAGGGGAGAAGACACGGGCAACAGAAUGAAGAACCAGAGGAGGAUCUGACCAAAGACAUGGAGGAUCCUACGCCUGUGCCUAACAUGGAAGAAGUCGUACUACCCAAGAAUGUGAACCUGAAGAAAGACAGUGAGAAUACUCCAGUAAAAGGAGGAAUCAUGGCUGAUCUCGAUGAUCAGGAAGACGACUUUCCAGGAAGGGAAGAUGAGGAGGGUCGAGGAGAGGGCUCCCGCCUGUCAGAGGGAGAGGACAGCAUCCCAGAGCAAACUCAUCACAUUAUAAUCCCAAGUUAUACAUCCUGGUUCAACUACAACAGCAUUCACUCAAUAGAGAAACGUGCUUUGCCUGAAUUCUUCAAUGGGAAGAACAAGUCGAAAUCUCCUGAAAUCUACCUGGCGUAUCGUAACUUCAUGAUCGACACGUACCGGCUCAAUCCGCAGGAAUAUCUCAGCUCGACUUCGUGCCGGCGCAACCUGACAGGAGACGUCUGCGCUCUCAUAAGGGUUCAUGCACUUUUGGAGCAGUGGGGUUUAAUCAACUACCAAGUCGAUGCAGAAAGUAGACCCCUCCCUAUGGGACCGCCCCCCACGCCUCAUUUCAACGUGCUGGCAGACACGCCGUCUGGGCUGGCUCCCCUGCAGCACAAACCUCUACAGGUGUCCGCCUCACAGCACAUGUUGUACUUCCCGGAGAGAGGCAGGGAGAAGCCGUCAGACUGCCAGAACUUUGGUCUGCGCACGGACGUUUACGCCAGAAAACACCCGAAGACUAAAGGAGCAAAUGCAGGACGAGAAUGGACAGAACAGGAGACACUUUUACUAUUAGAGGCCUUAGAGGUCUACAGAGACGACUGGAACAAAGUGUCAGAGCACGUCGGCUCCAGAACGCAGGACGAGUGUAUCCUCCACUUCCUGCGCCUGCCGAUAGAAGACCCUUACUUGGAGGACUCAUCGGCCUCUCUGGGCCCGCUUGCGUAUCAGCCCGUGCCUUUCAGCCAAUCGGAAAACCCCGUGAUGAGCACCGUGGCCUUCCUGGCGUCUGUGGUGGAUCCACGGGUGGCAUCAGCUGCAGCUAAAGCCGCGUUGGAGGAGUUCUCCAAAGUGCAGGAGGAAUCGCUGGACAAACCCUCUGAAGCGUCCAACCAGCUAGAAAAAACAGAUGCGAUGGAAGCAGACAAACUGGAUUCACAUCAGGUUCCUGUGAGGGUGGAUGGAGUCAAAAUAGAACCGGGCGUUUCGAAAAUGGAAGAAGAUCGAGUUAAAAGAGAAAAUGCAGAAAACAUGCUGGAAGAGGAAAGAGAUGUUGGAGGAGAUGACGAUGAGAGCAGACGAGACGGAGAAGGGGAUGAUGGGAGGAGAGUGAUGGAGAUGGACCUGGUGGAGGCCAGCGUUUCCACGGCAGCAGCAUCCGCUCUGUCCUCUGCAGCCUCAAAGGCAAAGCAUUUAGCAGCAGUAGAAGAGAGGAAGAUCAAAUCCCUGGUGGCUCUGCUGGUGGAGACCCAGAUGAAGAAAUUAGAGAUCAAACUGAGACACUUUGAAGAACUGGAGACCAUCAUGGACCGAGAGAAAGAAGCUUUGGAGCAGCAGCGGCAGCAACUGCUGGCAGAGAGGCAGACGUUUCACACGGAGCAGCUGAAGCAGGCAGAGAUGAAGGUUCRCCAGCAGAGGGAGCAGCAGGGCCAGCUGGGUUACAGCACGCAGCAUUCAGGUCAGUCCGUGCCCAACAGAAUGAUGCCCGGCGGAGGAAACGCCCAAACGAUGGCCCCGCGACAUCCUGGAGCUCCCAACGGAAUGUACCCGUCCUCACAGCCCGAUGGGAUAGCCUCUGCUCAGACCGCUCCUCCAUCGUCCAGUCACAGCUGAAGCCACAUCCAGAACAAGACAGGAAAARGGAAACACAUCUGCCUAAAGGACAAAUUCUUCACUCAAGAGUUCAGGAACAACUGCUUCAAACUGGACUCACUCUUCAGUCGUCACUUGAACGUAAACACAGUUGAUGUGUUUGCUCAGCAGCUGAGUUCGUCUUGAAUCUGUGAAUUGAUGCUCUGAUGUCAAGAAACAAGGAAUGUGAACUUUACUCAAUAAAGUGUCUUUUUGUAUGAAUCUGAAAA